GUAGUAUUUGGCGCUUAGGAGACUGCACUUUGAGGACUGUAAAUGGAUAGAAGUUCAUUGAAGAUGUGCAAUACCUAAUAUAUUAAAUUAAUCACACCCUCUUUUAAUACAGUACAAUGCCUGAGGAGGAAUUGACAGUGCCUGAAGAACUUUUUAAAGAUGUUAAAUUCUACGUGGUUGGUGAUAUUGACCAAAAGGUUGUUGAACUUUUGAAAGCGGGGAAAGGAAAAGAAGUUUCCUACAAUGCUUUGGCAACGCACAUCAUCGCAGUAGAUGGUGAUAAUCCUGAAGUUAGUGAAUCACGAGAAGUUUUCGAUUUGCCAGUUGUGAAGCCAUCUUGGGUGAUUCUUUCUGUACGAUGUGGAGACUUGCUACCAGUCACAGGCUUCUCUCCAGAGUCAGGCCAGCUGUUCUUUGGAGUUACAGCAUGUCUUCCAUGGCUUCCCGAAGAUCUCAACACUCUUUGGGCUUUGAUCACGUACCAUGGUGGAGAUUGUCAGCUCUCACUCAACAAGAAGUGCACUCACUUGAUUGUGCCACAGCCAAAAGGGGAGAAGUAUGAGCGUGCCCUAAAGGAGAGUGGCAUGCUCAUAGUCACACCGGAGUGGGUGGCGGACUCUGUGAAGGACAAGACCCGGAAGGACGAGCUGCUCUACCACCCCCGCCUGAUCUGCCAGGAGAAGGACGAGGACGAAGGCAGCGACUAUGAUUCACGCUCAGAUGGCAGUUAUAGCCCCCGCCGCUCCCCACGCAGCCGCCGGUCCAGUGGCGCUUCUUCCGCUGACGGCUCCCCCGUGGGCAGACGUCGCCGACCUCGCCGCCGGCGCCGCUCCUCCUCACAGUCGCCCUCCCGCUCGCGUUCCCAUUCCCGCUCCAGGUCGCGCUCCCCCAGCCCGUCGUCCCACAAGCCCGAGCGGCGGAGCGAGCUCAUGUUCGACGACUCGGACGACUCCUCUCCCGAGAAGGAGGAGCGGAACCUGAACUGGACGCCCGCUGAGGUGCCAAACCCCCCCGCCGCAGCCACUGCCAAGCGCCGCCUGCAGCCCGGCAAGGACUCGGGGCUCAUCAACCUGUGUGCCAGCGUACCCAUGAUUCCUGGAGCUGCAGCGGUCGGAGGACCAGCGCUACCAUCAGAAGUGGCUGGAGGUGGAGGUGGAGGUGGAGGGGCAGUGGCCGGGGCAGGGGCAGGGGCAGCGGCAGCAGUAGCGGUAGCGGACAGGCCUGAGGCCCUGCCUGGGUGGAGUCCUGCAGCUAGAACGCUGAGGAACAUCACCAACAGUGCUGACGUACAGCAGCCCAACAGACCCUCCAGUGUCGCACAUAUUCUCCAGAGUCUCACUGGCCCCGCGAAGCCCCUGGAGCCACAGGCUCACGCGGGCCAGCCUGGCGUGCCAACCCAGCUGCUUUUCAAUCAGGCCAAGUCACAGGGGACACAGCAGCAGCUUACAGAAGCACAACAGCAUCUCCUGCAACAACAACAACAACAGCAGCAGCAGCAGCAACAACAACAACAACAACAACAAGGCCAUCAGCUGCAACAACAGCAGCAGCCCCAGCAGCAGCAGCCACAGCAGCAGCAGCAGCAGCAGCCGCAGCAUCACCCUCAGCAGAUGCCACCUCAACACUCAAUGAUGCACCUCCCACCUCAAGCCAUGCAGUUACACCAUCAGCAGCAGCAGCAGCAGCAGCAACAGCAGCAGCAGCAGCAGCAGCAACAAGUUCCACCCCAAGGCUUUCCACAGAUGCCCCAGCAGUCUCAUCCCUUUAUGCAGCAGCAGGCUCAUCAGCAACAGAUCCAUCAGCAACAGUUCUUCAAUCAGCAGCAGCAGCAACAGCAACAACAACAGCAGCAACAACAACAACAGCAGCAGCAUCAGUUCUCUCAGCAGCAGCUGCGCCCCCAGCAGCUGCUCCGUCCACCCCUGCAGCAGCAGCAGCUGCAGCAACAGCAGCAGCAUGCAUUGCAACAGCAGCUGCAGCUGCAGCAGUUACAGCAGCAGAGAUUCCAGUUGCAGCUGCAGCAACAACAGCAGCAGCAGCAGCAGCAGCAGCAACAACAACAACAUCAGCAGCAGAAUCAGCAACAGCAAAUGCACCAGCAGCAGUUGCAGCAACAACAACAGCAACAACAACAACAACAACAGCAACAGCAGCAGCAGCAACAUUUCCUGCAGCAGCAGUUACAACAGCAGCACAUGCAGCAGUUGCAGCAGCGACAGCAGCAGCAGCAGCACCUCCAGAACCAAAACCAACAGGGCGUGCAGCAUCAGACACAGCAGGGGCUCCCCCACCAGACACCGGCCUCCAUGCAGCCCGCUCUCCAUCCGCCACAGGCUCACCAGUUGUUUGGUCACGAGCCUGGCGCAGACAUUCCUGAAGAUGGCUUCUUGAUUGGAUGUGUCUUUGCCAUUGCUGACUAUCCAGAACAAAUGGUUGACAAACAGCUCUUGACAACUUGGAAAAGGAUCAUUCAAAGUUAUGGUGGUAUUGUGGACUCAUCCCUAAACAAUCGUUGCACUCACCUGCUUUGUGAAAGCCAAGUCAGCAGCAUGUAUGUGCAGGCUUUAAGAGAGGGGAGGCGGUGUAUCACCAUCCACUGGCUCAACACCAUUCUGAAGAAGAAGAGGAUGGUCCCCCCACACAGGGCCCUUCACCUGCCCUUUGCCUUCCCGCCUGGGGCGAAGCCCGGCUCUCAGCACAUCAUCUCCGUGACGGGGUUUGUGGACACGGACCGGGAUGAUCUGAAGCUCAUGGCCUACCUGGCGGGGGCCCGAUACACGGGUUACCUGUGCCGUAGCAACACCGUGCUCAUCUGCAAAGAGCCGAGUGGGCUGAAGUACGAGAAGGCCAAGGAGUGGCGGAUCCCGUGUGUGAACGCCCAGUGGCUCUGCGACAUCCUGAUGGGGAACUUUGAGGCUCUGAGGCAGGUGCAGCACAGCAGGUACUCCCAGUUCAACCUGCAGGAGGCGCUCACGCCCAACCUGCACCUGGUCCACAACCUACUGGGUGCGUGGCGGAAUCCUGUGAAAGUAUCGCCAGAUGCUUUAGCGACACUACGACUUCAGCUGAAACAGAAACAGGCGGAUGCUAGCCCUCAGCCGCCUUCUAAGAAACCCAAGCUUGAAGAGCUCCCAAUACCAACCAAGAAGCUUCCGCCGGAGUCCACUCCGUGUGUGUAUUUCACUGGCUUUGAGCCCCUCCAGGUGCAGCAGCACAUCAAGAGGCUGUAUGAACUCGGAGGAGAGGUGGCAGAAAAUGUUCAGAAGUGCACUCAUCUGGUGGCCAACAAGGUGUUGCGGACGGUAAAGUUCCUCACGGCCAUCCCCGUGGUGAAGCACGUGGUGACCUCGGAGUGGCUGGAGGAGAGCUGGAAGAGCCAGAAGUUUAUGGACGAGCAGAACUACAUGCUGAGGGACGCUGAGGCGGAGGUGUUGUUCAGCUUCAGCCUGGAGGAGUCUCUGAAGAGGGCCCACACAGCCCCACUCUUCAAGGGGAAGUAUUUCUACAUCACCCCUGGGAUCUGUCCAGGCCUCAGCACCAUGAAAGCCAUUGUGGAGAGUGCCGGAGGGAAGGUGCUGUCAAAGCAGCCCCCUUUCCGUAAGAUUAUGGAGCACAAACAAAACAAAAAUCUACCAGAAAUUAUUCUCAUAUCCUGUGAGAAUGAUUUGCAUCUAUGCAGGGAGUACUUCCUCAAGAAUAUUGAUGUACACAAUGCUGAAUUCAUCUUGACAGGGGUGUUAACACAAGCCUUGGACUAUGAAUCAUAUAAAUUCACGUGAUGGGGGGUCACUGUGGUUGGAAAAGAGACGCCGAUGUCUGGAUUUAUCGACCUAGGUUCCUGCUAGGGCACAUGAAGACACUGAUGAAUGGGUUAUCCUCUAAAAACUUGCAUUGUACCAUAAAGUAAUGUCCUUUUUGUAGUGUUUUGUAUCCUGUACACAGACCAAUUGUUACUGUGUUUUUCCAGGUUCUGCAGAAUAGCUAACAAAUAAAUAGAUAUCUGUUAUUUUUAUGAUGUGUAAAUUAUGGAAUUGAGUGUAUCAUUGUGUGUGUUGUUUUUUUUUCUUUUUUACUGUUGAAAUGUUCUGUUUUUUUUUUUUUUGGAAUAAAUCCCUACUCACAUGUGUGGAGAGAGGCUACAGAA
This is a messenger RNA of Clupea harengus (Atlantic herring), 4144 nucleotides long. It is a transcript of the gene paxip1, whose product is annotated as PAX interacting (with transcription-activation domain) protein 1. The transcript is spliced from 21 exons. Bases 117 to 3779 code for a protein of 1220 amino acids. The record is from RefSeq and is a predicted model, not a curated record. NCBI's taxonomy places the organism in Eukaryota, Metazoa, Chordata, Actinopteri, Clupeiformes, Clupeidae. Gene Ontology annotation, cellular component: nucleus. Gene Ontology annotation, biological process: positive regulation of transcription initiation by RNA polymerase II.